AUGAGGCCUCUCGCUGCUCUGCUCGUCGUCCACAUCCACUGGCUACUCUUGCUUGCAAUGGUGCCGCCAAGAGUCCAGUCUUCCCCGGCGCCGGCGCCGUCCGCCUUCCAUCACCUGGCACUCGCCGCCCACGAGUACAACGCGACGGUCUACAAAGCCUCAGCAGCGCGCUGCGCGGGCUGCGGCGCGUGGGCGGAGGCGGUGGAGUUCCUCUACUACCACAACGUCGUCCGCAUGGCGCGGUGGGAGCUGCCCCUGACGUGGUCCGCCCGCCUCGAGGCCUACGCGCGGUGGUGGGCGUCGCAGCGGCGCGGCGACUGCGCGCUGCGGCACUCGUUCCCGGAGGGCCAGUUCGCGCUCGGGGAGAACAUCUUCUGGGGCGGCGCCGGCGCGGCCUGGAGCCCCGGGGACGCCGUCAAGGACUGGGCGGCGGAGGGCGUGGACUACUCGUACGCCGCCAACGCGUGCGCGCCGGGCCGGGACUGCGGCCACUACACCCAGAUCGUGUGGCGCGGGACGGCCUCCGUCGGCUGCGCGCGCGUCGUGUGCGACGACGGCGGCGUCUUCAUCACCUGCAACUACUACCCGCCGGGCAACGUCGUCGGGCAGAGGCCCUACUGA
Lolium rigidum is the source of this 621-nucleotide messenger RNA. Its product is annotated as pathogenesis-related protein PRB1-3-like. The record is from RefSeq and is a predicted model, not a curated record. Bases 1 to 621 code for a protein of 206 amino acids. Lineage: Eukaryota; Viridiplantae; Streptophyta; Magnoliopsida; Poales; Poaceae. Gene Ontology annotation, cellular component: extracellular region. The transcript has 2 exons.